Molecule: messenger RNA, 3912 nt
Organism: Thalassophryne amazonica
Lineage: Eukaryota; Metazoa; Chordata; Actinopteri; Batrachoidiformes; Batrachoididae
Product: proline-rich transmembrane protein 3
Exons: 4
Coding region: 297-3437 (1046 amino acids)
Source: RefSeq, a predicted model, not a curated record
CUCUCUCUCUCUCUCUCUCUCUCUCUCUCUCCGAGCUGACGGUCGGUUCGGAAGCUGGCACAGACGGAGCGCCGGCGUGCUCUUCCUUCAUGUCUCAUCCGCGGGAGUAAGCGCUGAGCCCGGACUGCACCUCCGCCUCGGUAUGUCCUAGUUCCUCCAGCCGCCGACGGAGGACAGGGGGAGACCAAAAGCCCCGCAGCAUCAUCUUUCUCACUGUCAACAGAAGCCCAGAGGAGGGAUGAUGUGACGGACAGACAGGCUCACCGCCUGCACCGAUCACCUCUCAGAAGCAGAUCAUGGCUCCCACGGACAUCCUUUUCAUCAGUGUCUUCAUCUGCUCCAUCCAUCUCCCAGAUGCCCAGGUCCUCACUGGUUCUUCCUCCUUCUCUCCUGUAGAGGUGCUGAAUAAGUCUUCACCUUUACCAACGAAGCAGACUACUCAAUCCUGGCCCUCUUUCUCUGAGAGAGGGCGAACUGAUGUGCCUUUCAAAGUCGUGCUCCGGGACACAAUGACAACAGCAGCGCAACAAGGGCAAAGAAUGACUCAUCCGACUGCGCAGUCCACUCCUUCAUUCUUGUCUGUACUUUCGACCCACAACCUGAACAGUGGACCUGUGCGAACCUGGCCAACCCUGGCUAGGUCCAGGACGGACACCGCUAGCCUAGCAGUCAGCAGGGCUUCUGGUGCAAGAGAUACGACUAUAAAAGCCUCAACCUCACUUCUGCCAACCUUAUCGUCCACUGCUGGGGCUGACUCUGCAGGAGAAAAGCUAGUGACAAACAGACAGGAGGAGGCACCAGUCAAAGAGACAGAGGAGGCCAACCAACAGGAGUGGGGUUCCGGGAGUGUUCCAACUGCGGUGCUUUCAAAAGAUCAAUCACCCGUUCCCUUGCCCACAGUUGGUCAUGAAAUGGCACAGUAUCAACCACAGGCACAGAAUGCGAUAUCUGAAGGCUCUGCAUCAAAAACGUCCAGCAUGAAAACGUCAACUGGAGACAGCCAGUCCACAAAGCCAGCUUGGAGUCCUGCAACACCACAGACUGAGACCAGACUCACAUUGUUACCUUUGGUAACGCAGGCAACAGCUCACACUGUAGCAUUAACAGGUGAACUGUCUGCAGACCCUUCAUCCACCAGCGGAGUCACUUCAAAACAGGACGACCCUGCUGAGGCAUCAACCCCACCUACAGCUACUACACCUGGCUCAACGAACAAACAGCUGCACGUUCUAGGAUCGCCAGUUACAGCUCCUAUCCAGACUAGUUCACAUUUAAACAGCACAGCACAACAAGUGACAACAGCUUCCACAAGCCCCGUGUUAACUACGACACAGGAGGCCGGGAAAUCAGUCUCCAAAACAACAAACCAAACUAAGCGAACAACUACAGCUGGUGUAACUGUGCAGUCAACACAGACAGGUAUUUUGUCCGUCCCGACCACCACUGUUCUACCCGUUGCCCAGACGAGAUUGGGCCCCACCUUGCAGACUGCUGUUGCUCAGCAAAACCGCUCCGUUCUCCUGGGACAUGCUCCUCAACCUCCCCACUUUCCUUCAGCUCACCCAGCUCCUGCGCCCAGCGUCAGUCCAAGCCAUAAUGUCACACUUCUCUACUGGGUCGACCUGAGCCAGACGCUGGCUUUCGCAUGGGAGUUACAUGUUUACGGUUCAGCCAGCCUCUUCCUCCUCCUGUUUGCUGGAGCUGCUGUUGGCCUCACCCUGUCGCCCAGCACAAACUGUCCUCACCAGGGUGCUCUUGCACUUGCCAAUGCUCUCUUAAUUUUGGCCGGAGGCAUUAGGGCGGCGCUCUUUCUCGUCGACCCUUAUGGCACACGGCACUUCCUCCCGCGACCUGCAGUCACAGCGCUCUACAACUUGCCUCUGCACCUGCUGGUAUGGACGCAGGCAGCUCUGGUGCUCCUGGCCAUGAGGGCAGUGGGAGUAAGCGUGUUACCGUCUGCUCUGGAGUGUCCUCCUCUGGUGGCUGUGUUGGCUGUGCUGCAGUGUACGCUGCUGUUGGCAACUGAUCUGCUUUCCCCAGCUUUUUCCCCUGUUGUGCCCGUCACUCUGCAGAUCCUGUCUCUGUGCUGGGGCAUUGCACUCUGUCUGGGUUUCCUCUGUUAUGUGUUUCCACGUUUACGCUGCCCCACCAUUCCACACCAUGAAGUCCCUGAAGAAGCCAGGAGGAAGGCUUUGACGGGGAGCAGGAGGACAGGGGUGAUCCUGGCCAGAGUGCUGGCAGUGUGUGCGGUUCUAGGAGCACUGUGCUGUGGGCUGCAUGUGCACGCCACCCUGUGGCUAUAUGGACUGCUCGGGGAUUGGACACGUUUCAAUUGGGGAUGGUGGCUGGUGCACUUCUGGGCCCGACUUCUUGAGCUGGCCUGGGGAUUUUCUCUCCUACUCCAGGGAUCCUGGCUGUUCUGGAAGCCUCAAGGUUGCCAGGGAAGAGAACGGACUGAAAUAGGAGCCGGUAGAGCAGGAGGAGACUUGCCAUCCCCUGGACAGUCUGUGAGUUCAACUAACAGACAUACAUGCUGGUCUAAGAUAGUCCAAAGUCUGAGAGGAAAACCCUGUAGAAAGUCUGAAAGCAAUGGAGUAGGAGGAGGUGGAGGAUCAGGGGAGGUCCCUAACAAUUCUACCAGCCAGGAGCGUCCUGGUGCUGAUAUCACAAAGAGUCUGAUUAGGAACCAGAACCACAAGCAGGUCACUGCUGGACAACGUAGUGCUAAAGACAGUAAUAGGGGGUGGAACCACAGGGGCCACUUUACAGAACGAGGUAUAUCCAAUGACUCUACAGGCUCCCUGCUGAGGCUGCAGGCACUGAGUCGACCUCCGCCGCGCUCCGUGAGUGGCAAUCUGGUUCAAGAUAGAGACACUUCAGUGUCUCUGUAUGAGUUUGAUCUACGCCCUCCCUCCCCCAUUGACCUGACCCGAAGCAUUGACGAGGCUCUACACAGGGAACACCUGUUAGGAGGAGGUAGCCUAUUUCAGCCAUUGACACAGACCUCGCAGUCCCCCUCACCAGGGUCAGGAAUCAGCCAGGGGCUAUGGCUCCGCAGAAACAGUGAUCCUCAGCUUUCUGAGAGCAGUGAUGCCCAAACAGAGUCUUCCAUGCCACUAGGGGGCAGUGUUCUCAGCAGUGUGCCCAGUAGGCAAGUGACUGCUCCUCCUACCCCUUCCCACCAGGGUCACAGGUGGGCUGGGAAGGCAGUAGGUAGUGUCCCAUCAUCGGUGUCCUGUCCUGUGUCACUUCGUCCCUCCAGAACCUCAGCGGGGCAUCUGGGAGAUGAUGGAGUGGAUGACACGCGGCCGUUUAUCACCCCGGACUCAGAAAUGGUACGCGGGAGGUCCGGCAGGCCGGUGGGCUCGCGGAGUUACCUUGAAGUCAGUCGACAUGACGACUCUGCCAGCGUCAACAGUGAAAUUAUUGAUCUCUGAAUCAAACCACAAACCAAUAAUCUUGCAUACAACAAAUCAGUAAUUUCUGACUCCUGAAGGGAAAAAAAAAACAAAACAAAAGAUUAAAAUGUAUCUGCUUCAACACAUUUUGUCACUGAACUACCUAAAAUGAAAUAUUUUUUAAGUAAGGAAAACAUACAAAAAGUGUUUCUGGGUGAAAUAAAAUGAAUAUCCCCUAGUUGCCUUUUACCUUGUGAAAGGGUUCACCAUCUGUAUUUUUUGGAACAGAUGUGAUGGAUCUUUUACUCUACGAGUGAAAUUGGGAGCUAUAGCACAAGUAAACAACCAAACACACUCAUGGUCACUCAUUGUCUUGAUCUCAUUCACAUUCUCUCAGUUUCAGUCACACACCUGAACACUGAUACUACAUAUUUAAAAAAUAAUGUCUCUUCCCCAGAUCCAGUUUGGAUUUGAUUUGGUUGUUAAUUUCACCAUUCAGCACUGCAUGAAACCA